AUGGACCAGUCCGACAGGGCAGCAGUGAUCGUCUGCCUGGGCCCGCACCCGCAGUCCCUGGACAAGACCAUGCAGAGCCUCGUGGUGUGCUCGGGCAUCCUCGACUACUUCCGCGCGACCCAGGGCCGCGGCUACAUCAUGACCAUCAACUUCUCGGGCACGAGGCUGCUGCAGGCCCGCGACCCAGACGAGGCCCAGGCCUGCCUGCGCGAGGACUGCCGCGACUGGAGCGCCAUCCUGGCCCGCGCCGCCGAGCGCGCCCGCGCCGACGCCCCCGAGACCUGCCGCCACGUCGAGGUUGUCCUGGUCGGCACCAACGACUGCCCCGCCGGCGCCGCCGACCUGGACACGCUGUGCCGCCAGCUCAAGGCGCAGGGCAUCCGCGUCAACGCCGUCGUCGUCGAGCCCGAGUCCCCCACCAGCGGCCGCACGCGCUCGUCGUUUGUCCCGGGCCUGGCGGGCGGCUGGAUCGUGCUCGACGACGGCCCCGCGGGCGAGGCUCGCAGGCGCCAGACCGGACCGAACUGGGGCAUGGUGCAGAUCGCCCGCGGGACGGGGGGCCUGACGCUGAUGCCAAAUGCCGAGGGGAAGCUCGCCAUCUACCAGCUCUUUACCGAGAUCUUUCGGCGCUGGGGCGAACAGUACUGGAGCAUGGCUGCUGCCCACAAGGCGAAGACGUCGCAAGUUGUCACGAGGGAUAAUACAGUCGGGCUGUCGUCAUGA
Molecule: messenger RNA, 723 nt
Organism: Cryphonectria parasitica EP155
Lineage: Eukaryota; Fungi; Ascomycota; Sordariomycetes; Diaporthales; Cryphonectriaceae
Exons: 1
Coding region: 1-723 (240 amino acids)
Source: RefSeq, a predicted model, not a curated record